Messenger RNA from Olea europaea var. sylvestris, 4274 nucleotides. Its product is annotated as putative late blight resistance protein homolog R1B-8. NCBI's taxonomy places the organism in Eukaryota, Viridiplantae, Streptophyta, Magnoliopsida, Lamiales, Oleaceae. The record is from RefSeq and is a predicted model, not a curated record. Gene Ontology annotation, molecular function: ADP binding. The transcript is spliced from 5 exons. The coding region runs from base 1 to 4212 and encodes 1403 amino acids. Gene Ontology annotation, biological process: defense response to other organism.
AUGGACGUGGGCUCCACCUGUUUUUUUAAAUUGCUGUGGGACUCGACCCCCUACAGUGAGGGAAUAUGUACAGCCUCUGUGAACCGAGCUCUGUACAUGGAGCUCGAUCCUUCAGAAAUUACAUUGCAAAUUACUGUUGAUUUUCGAAUCCCUAGCGGUGAUGAAGCUACAAAUGUCAUCAUACAGCUGUGUUUCUUGUCCCAUUUUGAUAACAACAAUCUAUUAGCUUUUAAACACAAAUACUUUUUUCCCUGCAAUCGCUUGCAUCCUUUCCUUAUGUCAUCAGGAGAGGGAGAAACAGGUACAGACUGCCUGGGCACGGAAGAGGGGUACUAUUUACCAGACGAAGAUAAAUUGUUUACUGGGCCAAUAGGUUUCCAUAUAAUCGUGCUUGAGUAUGAGUCAAUUUUGUCCUGCCAACUUGGGCUCCCAUCAACCGAUAGGGUUGAUUUUCCGGAGCCGAUCGGAAACUCAAAAGAUGUUGAAAAAAUUAGACACAGUCUCCAACAACUAUUGUCACGUGGGAAAAAGCUUGAAGAACUCUUCACUGUCCCAAACCAGCAAAGCUCGUCAUGUCCUAAUGAAGUUGUUGCAGCCUUUAUCAACUUUCUACUCCGAAUGGUAGAAUCCAUCCUUUGUUUUAAGGCCGAAUACAUUGCUUUCCAUAAUCUCCGGACAGAGCUGGGAUUUCUUAUUACUUUUCUUGGAGAUACAUCGAUGCAUUUGCAGCCCACAAAUAAUGUAGUGAUAGAUAUCGAAGCUGCGGUCAAUGAGGUUGGAAGUUUCUUUUAUUCCUUGUAUUUCGCCUUUGAAGUAUUCUUUGCCACUCGGAAGGAAGAAACCCCUUUUACUUAUUCGAGGCUUCAUUCAACGGAUUUUGAAGAUGUGGUCAACGACGUAGUAAGUUUCUUGCACUCUGGCAUUUUCGACGUUCUUGAGGACAUGCCAUUGCAGACCACUACUGAGGUAGAAGAAACCGAGAAAGCAAUGGCGGAUAUCAAAGCUAUGGUCCAUGAGAUAGGAAGUUUCAUAGUUUUCACCAAGAAUGAUCGAGUCCCGGAGAGUGGAAUAGUGGAUCUAGCUCUUUCUGAUUUGUUACCAAAGUUCGAGCUCUUGAAAUCAAAGAUCAAGGAGCACUGCAUCACAGUCUCAAAGAUGCCAAUUGAUAUGGCUCCAAAGACUGGUGUGGUUUCACUCUUCAUCGUUGAUUCCGAUUGUUGGUCUGAACGAUCAAAUUGUAAUGUGGUCAACGACGUAGUAAGUUUCUUGCACUCUGGCAUUUUCGACGUUCUUGAGGACAUGCCAUUGCAGACCACUACUGAGGUAGAAGAAACCGAGAAAGCAAUGGCGGAUAUCAAAGCUAUGGUCCAUGAGAUAGGAAGUUUCAUAGUUUUCACCAAGAAUGAUCGAGUCCCGGAGAGUGGAAUAGUGGAUCUAGCUCUUUCUGAUUUGUUACCAAAGUUCGAGCUCUUGAAAUCAAAGAUCAAGGAGCACUGCAUCACAGUCUCAAAGAUGCCAAUUGAUAUGGCUCCAAAGACUGGUGUGGUUUCACUCUUCAUCGUUGAUUCCGUUCUUGAUGAUCUCAUGGACCUAAUAAAUAACAAGUCUGACAGGAUUGUUGGUCUGAACGAUCAAAUUGUAAUGCUACAUGAGGAGCUAUUUUUAUUGGGAUCUUCCAUCACCAGUAUAGCUGUGCAGCAAGAAGCAGAGCAGGAAGAACUCAUAAUAAAAACCAGAGACAUAGCAUUUGAAGUUGAAUAUAUUAUCAACUCAUUUCCCCCUGUUUGGUAUCUCGCCCUCAGAAUUCCUCUGCUCAUCGAGAAGAUUCAGCUUAUUACAAUGGCCAUCAAAGAAAUGAAGAACGAUAUUGAUGUGGUUGGAAUGCUAGAAGUUGCACAAUAUCCGGAUGAACACUUAUCCUCUCAAUCUGAAGAAACUCCCAUUUUGGAUGUUAUUGUGGGGUUUAAAGUUGUUGCACUCGAAAUUACGGAACAACUUGUAAGAGGAACAGAGCAAUUACAAAUUAUCUCCAUAUUUGGAAUGCCUGGAAUUGGUAAGACAACUUUAGCAAAUAAACUAUAUAAUGAUCCAUCAGUAGUCUAUCAUUUUUACGAGCGAGCCUUGUGUGUUGUUUCUCAAACAUAUAAUAAGAAAAAUAUUUUGAUUAACAUUUUGAGCUGUAUAAGAAAUGUUAAGCAAGAACAAAUUGCAAUCGAGGACGAAGAAAGUUUGGCUGAAGCUGUUUACAAAAGUUUAAAAGGAAGGCGAUAUCUCAUUGUUCUGGAUGAUAUAUGGGAUAUAAAAUUAUGGGAUGAUCUGAAAAGAAUUUUUCCAGAUGACGCAACUGGAAGCAGAAUCUUAUUCACCACUCGGAAUAAAGAAGUAAGUUUGAAAGUGUCACCUCAUUGUGUCAUAAAUGCACUUCCUUUUCUAUCGGAAGAUGAAUGCUGGGAUUUGUUACAAAAGAAAGUGUUCAGAGGUAAAAGUUGUCCUCAAGAACUGCUAGACGUUGGGAAGAAGAUUGCAAAAAAAUGUCAUGGCCUACCACUUGCCGUGGUCGUGAUAGCUGGAGUUCUUGCAAAUAUGGAGAAUAAAGAACACUUGUGGCAAGAAGUUGCAAGAAAUUUAAGUUCACAUUUAUCCAAAAAUUCAAACAACUACACCCAGAUACUAGAACUUAGCUAUAAUCAAUUGCCAAUGCACUUGAAACCAUGCUUUCUUUACUUUGGAGCAUUCAAAGAGGACGAGGAAAUCCACAUACAAAAGUUGAUAUCAUUAUGGGUUGCUGAAGGUUAUAUAAAGAAGGAAGAGCAGAAGAGUUUAGAGGAUGUGGCACUAGAAUGUGUGAUGAAACUCAUUGAUCGGAGCCUGGUACUUGUUGCUGGAAAAAAAUUUGAUGGUUCAAUCAAAACUUGCAAGAUUCAUGAUCUAUUGCGUGAAAUGUGCUUGAGAAUAGCUGAAGAAAAAAACUUUUUGAAGGUUGUCAAUAUUAAUGUUGAUGAACCUCAUCCACUACCAUACUUCAAUGAAGUGGCGAUGUAUCAGAAACACCAUUGUUUGAGUAUCUUCAAUGGGGAGAAUCCUACUGCCUCACUACCUUUCGGCCCACAUGUGCGCUCUCUUUUAUGUGGUAAUGUAACGGUGCCCACAUUAGUUGCAUGCGGCUUCAAAGUUCUUAGGGUCUUGGAUUUCUGCAGUCCCUGGAUAAAUCUUGUUGUAGUCGGAAUUAACCAGCUGGUUCACGUGAGGUACUUGGCACUUUCAUCUACACUUCCACCAAUGGAUAGCUUCCACAAACUAGAAUUUCUUGUUCUACGCAACCGAGAUGCUGUUGAAAUACCGGAUGUCCUCCUUAAUAUGAUGAGUUUGAGACAAGUGCAUUUUGACGGCGGUGCAUACUUCAGUGAGUCUAUCCGUCAUCGAGCAAUUAAGGAUAAGAGCUUCCAAAUAAAAAAUAACCUACAAAGUAUUUCUUUCCUUCAAAUUUUCGAUGAAGCGGAUGAGAAAAUUUUGAGAUGUUCAUCCAAUCUUCGCAGACUUAAGGGCAAGGUUAAAUCUUCACACAGUUAUGCUUUCGACUUCCUUAAUCAGCUCGAAUCAUUGAAGCUCAGAUCACGACGUUACAUGGGAUAUUCAUCGUUCAAUUUGAUCAGUCUGCCCUUAAAUCUCAAACAAUUGACUUUAAUACGUGUACGCAUGGCUCGGGAACAAAUGGAGUUGAUUGGGAAAUUGGAGUACCUAGUGGUUCUCAAAUUACGUGAUGUUUCCUUUGAUGGACGACGAUGGGACACUGGUGAAGGUGAAUUUCCACAACUUAAAUUCUUGAAACUCUCUAAUGUAAGACUUGCAGAGUGGAAUACCACAAGAGAUCAUUUCCCAAGACUUCAACGACUAGAAUUGAGAUAUUGCAAACAUUUGAAGAUGAUCCCAACCAGUUUAGGCGACAUUCCAACAUUACUAAUGAUUGAGGUAUAUCACUGCGUGGAAGCUAUCAAAGAAUCUGCUAAGAGAAUUCAAGAAGAACAAGAAGACAUGGGAAAUGAAGAACUUAAAGUCAUAAUAUUUGACUGGCAGAGUAAAAGUGAAGCAGAAAGUGAACCUGAAGAAGAAAGUGAACUUGAAGAAGAAAGUGAAGAAGAAACAAACAUUACCGACCUAUUUAAGAUAUUUAAUAUGGCACCAAAAGUUUCAUUUAAAAUUCAAAUAACAUGACAUGCAAUAUGUACACAAUUUUGUAAUGGUAAUUUUCUCAAGUUCAUGUAGAAAAUUUUAUA